Messenger RNA from Bombyx mandarina (wild silkworm), 687 nucleotides. Its product is annotated as ribonuclease H2 subunit C. NCBI's taxonomy places the organism in Eukaryota, Metazoa, Arthropoda, Insecta, Lepidoptera, Bombycidae. The record is from RefSeq and is a predicted model, not a curated record. Gene Ontology annotation, cellular component: ribonuclease H2 complex. Gene Ontology annotation, biological process: RNA catabolic process.
AAAAAAAGUGAUGAGUUCUUGCAAAAUAUCCAUUGAAUUCUUGGAAAACAUUGUCCCUAAAUCUUGGUUUACUUGGUGAAAAAAAACCGGCUUUAUCAAUUUGUUCGAAAGAUUGGGCUGAAAAGGCUAUGUUUCCGUGCUAUGUUUCUUAAAGAAAGUAAAAAAAGCGAAUGUGACAUUAACCAAAACAAUAACAAAAGAUUAAAAUUUCACAAUUUAAUUGAUUAAAAUGUCCAUAUUAGUUGAAAAUAAUUUGAUUAAGAAAGAAAAUGAAGAUAUUUUUGAACAGAAAUCUCAUUAUAUACCUUGUAAGAUUGAACAGGAUGGUUCUGCUAACGUAAAGAAAUAUUUUGACCCUUACAUCGUAGAAAACAAUUCACAAGAACUAUCAGCAACGUUUCGGGGGCAUCCUCUUGACGGUACACAGAUGACAUUUCCGGAGGGCUACCGAGCUGUCUUAGUAACUGAGACGAAGAGACCUUUAACUGAAGAUGCUGAAAGAAAAUUCCAGGUGACAGGGGGCUUCAAGAACUUCACGUAUUGGAAUUGGGAUAAGAAACCAUCGAAGAACGAUGAUUUAUGUAAAGCCAUGGACUGGAUUGAGAUUGCGGAAGCGAUACAUGGCGAUUGACGAGUGUUAUUUUAUUGCUUUUUUUUCUAUUAAACUGACAUUUGUUGAAUGAAAAA